AAACUGUUCAUUGUUGUCUUUUGUAGAAACCAAAGCCAAAGAUUUCUGCAUCUCGAAGACUGUUCUUGAAGACCAAACUGCUAAAGAAAGCCAUGACUAUGCUGGAGAGUGAAAAGCAAGUCAGAAAAGACGAAAGAGAAAGAACCCUUGCUGAGAGAGUCCCAUCCCUCCAAAUGUCAGGCCUGUCUGUACAGGAUCUACAGACCCUCUGCAAAGAACUACACCAGAAAAUAGAUGUGGUAGAUGAAGUGCGGUAUGACAUUGCUGCCAAAGUGACGAAAAAUGAUAAAGAGGUACAGGACCUGUCUCAGAAGAUCUUUGAGUUAAAGGGGAAGAUGAAGAGACCAAACCUGAGGAGGGUGAGGGUUUCUGCUGACGCCAUGCUGGGAGCUUUGCUGGGCUGUAAGGUCAAAGAGUCUGUGGACUUCAAGGCCAACCUCAAGACUGUGAAGAAGGAGGAGGAAAAGAAAGAGGAAGUGACUGACUGGCGUAAGAACGUGGAUGCUAUGUCUGGGAUGGAGGGCAGAAAGAAGCUGUUUAAUGCUGGACAGUAGAUUUAUAAGUAUAUACCUUUGGGAAAUGUGCCAGCUGCUUUACAACAGGUACAAGUACCACCUAAUCAUGUGACUGUUGUUCAUUUAAUAAUGACAGGUAAAAAGGAGACCCAACAAUCAGGUGGUUCUGGCAAGUUCAUGUUUCAACUGUUUGUGAAAAUGGCAGUACUGAACAUAUUAACGUCAUAAUUGAGGAAUACAUAUUGUUUUUGUACAUAAUGGCAUAAUGCUAACUGUAUUAUGAAAAACCUAUGUAUUUAAGGAUGUAUACUGUUUUUGCAUACAAUAAACAGAGGGAAUACAGAUGUUUUAUUAAGAAUUUUAAUAAGGCAUUUUAUCUGGUGUAUUAGGGAAGAUAAUAAAUACACACAAGGACAGUUUAAAGGUCCUUUAAAUCUGGCAGUCAAGUCUGAAUGGAGUCACGUUGAAGUGAUAAUCCUCAGAAAAGACUGUGGAAUUAAUAAAAUAUAUGCUGACAAGGAAUACAUGUGCAUCAAAUAAUAAAACGGUCAUAACUGCAGAAA
Solea solea (common sole) is the source of this 1078-nucleotide messenger RNA. Its product is annotated as troponin I, slow skeletal muscle-like. Gene Ontology annotation, cellular component: troponin complex. The record is from RefSeq and is a predicted model, not a curated record. The coding region runs from base 93 to 554 and encodes 153 amino acids. Gene Ontology annotation, biological process: muscle contraction. NCBI's taxonomy places the organism in Eukaryota, Metazoa, Chordata, Actinopteri, Pleuronectiformes, Soleidae. The transcript has 5 exons.